AUGGCUUUGCUUGCUUAUUUUCAACUUAUCAGCGGCUGCCCUGAUCAGAGGGAAUGCAAUGCAAUAGCAACUCCCAAAAGGUUUUGUUAUGCCUUCUUAUCAGACCGAGCCAACCACUCUAUCUGCACAGUAGUAGCCAUUGAUCACACCAAUCUCUACUACAGAGUUUGCUCUGUUUGUGAGAAAACUCUCCCUGAAGCCACCCAUAAGAAUGCUACUAUUAAUUCUUGUUCUUCUUCAGCUUCUUUGCCUAUUUGUAGAUACUGCAACUUUAAGAAUGCCUUUAAUCCUGGUUCCUCUGGUUCCAAACGCCUCUUUAAAGUUCUUAUGUCUAUAGCUACGGAUACGAAGGUAUUUGUGGUGGUAAUGUUUGACAGGGCUGCGAGGGUUCUUUUUGGUUGCUCUGCUGAUGAGUUUUUUGAUUUUGCCAAGAUUCACCCUUUUGCUGCCACAACUGCAGGCAAGGUUCUUGAGGGAGAGAUGUUAAGAGUGAUGCUGUCAAAACCAAAGAAUGGAAAUGCACAGCAUCUACGUGUUGCCUCAGUUGUUCCCUUACAGUCUAGUUUUCAGCCAGCAAUUGUGACCUUGAGGAAACUGUAUCAAGUAAGAGGUGGUUCUUAAGUACGUCUGCCCCAUUUGUAUAUGCUUCACCCAUGGAGUGAUUUUUAAUUAUUUUUCUUUUGGUAUGCCACUUUUCUUUACUUGAAAUUUCUGGAUUAACUUUCAUUUUUGUUUCAAGUUAAAACAAAGUCUGUUGAUGAAUAUGAUCAGUUGAUUGGAAAAUUCUUUUAGGAA
This is a messenger RNA of Coffea arabica (coffee), 795 nucleotides long. RefSeq lists its product as uncharacterized. NCBI's taxonomy places the organism in Eukaryota, Viridiplantae, Streptophyta, Magnoliopsida, Gentianales, Rubiaceae. The record is from RefSeq and is a predicted model, not a curated record.